Phaedon cochleariae (mustard beetle) is the source of this 966-nucleotide messenger RNA. The record is from the annotation of a GenBank genome assembly. NCBI's taxonomy places the organism in Eukaryota, Metazoa, Arthropoda, Insecta, Coleoptera, Chrysomelidae.
AUGGGGGGUGAACAAGUAUCUAUGGUAAGAAAACCCGGCAUAACUACCACUAUGAAAACUAUGAUCUCAUAUGGUGCAUCGAAUGUUAAAUUCCUAGAAACAGUUGGAUGGGGUUUAUGUGAUGAAAAACAGGUUAUUCUUGAUCAAUCGACCCAUAUUUUUAGCGGCAAACUACCGCUCAAAUAUUUAAUGGGGUUUGCUGAGGAUUACAAUAAAGGUAUUCUGAAUAUAAAGCAGGAAUUGAUACUCAUCAUUGCUCGCUCAUUCAAAAAUUCCUACAUGGGCGACUGUGAUGCAGAUAUUGAGUUAAACAAAAUCGAGUGGAGAAUAAGGCAUGUUAUGCCGUCAGAUAAGCAGAAAUUGAAACUAUUGAACCGUUUGAAUAAAAAUGCGACGGCAAAAGUAAAAAUUGCAUACAGAAUGUGGGAUCUGUAUGAGUUACCAACCAUUCGUGAAACAGCUUCAGAUAUUUGGGCUGUAAAAACAACCUCGAGCCUCGAGCGUCCUCGAUACGUUAUAAUUGGAUUCCAACACACGGAUCAUACAGAUAAUGUUUCCAAGGACAUCACAAAAUUCAUUCAUGCUGGAGUCAACAAUAUCCGGCUAUAUUUGAAUUCAGAAGUUUACCCAUACGAGCGAUGGAAUUUGGAUUUCGAUAAAAAGUUGGACGCCAUAGCUUAUUAUGCAUACGACAAUUUUCAACGGAGUUACUACGGUAAAGAUAUGGGUGAACCAAUGAUGAGUAUCGAGGAAUUUAGGAAAAAUCCUCUCUUCAUCAUCGAUUGCUACCAUCAGCCUGAUGCAAUGAAAGCCUCAACCGUUGAUAUCAAGUUGGAGUUUGAAACUCGCAAGACAAAGUUUCCAUCUAACACUAAAGUCUACGCACUGAUUCUCCAUGAUGCAUUCUUGACGUACAGCGCACUGGAUGGUUCCAUACAGAUGGGUGCUAAAUUAAUGAAUGAAUGA